Molecule: messenger RNA, 856 nt
Organism: Coccinella septempunctata (seven-spotted ladybird)
Lineage: Eukaryota; Metazoa; Arthropoda; Insecta; Coleoptera; Coccinellidae
Product: secreted protein CSS1-like
Exons: 4
Coding region: 107-856 (249 amino acids)
Molecular function (GO): sequence-specific DNA binding
Source: RefSeq, a predicted model, not a curated record
ACAUGUUUACAUAUUCUCGAAUCUUGAAUGAUACAAACGUUAUUGUUGGACGAUUUACGUGAAAACGGUGUUAGACAAUAAUUAUUUGUAACUAGAAACUGCAAAAAUGGUGAAUCGCUGUGUGGUGUGCAAAAAAAUCAGCAGUAAAAGCAGAGGGAAAUCCAUGCACCGAAUGCCUAUUGAUAGUGCUCGACAGAAAUUAUGGAUGGACCAGUUAAAACUGAAAAUUUCAGAAUCUUCCAAAUGGGUAUAUGUUUGCUCUGACCAUUUCUGUGACGAAGAUUUCAUCCUUAAAUUUGGAAAAAAAUGUUUGAAAAGUGAAGCUAUUCCAUCCAGGAUUUCAUUGCCUGAUCCUUGUUCAAGUAACACAUUAGCGGCUUCAGACGAAAGGUAUAUGACCCAGGACCCAUCAGAUGUUGGUAAAGUUGGGGAGUCCUCAAAAUUGAUUGGUUCUGAAUUAUCAGAAACUUCAGAUUUGUCUGCUACCGCAAGUGCUUCAGAUUUGUCUGCUACCGCAAGUGCUUCAGAUUUAUCUGCCACAUUGACUGCUUCCGAUUUAUCUGCUACAGACAUGUCUGUUGCUUUGGCCGCUUCAGAUUUAUCAGGCAAAGUCGAUUCCUUAGAAGUAUUUGAUACUGAAAAAUUUGCAGCACCACAUACAAAUACUUCAUGUUGCACAUCGACUGCUUCAGAUGGAAGGAGUGUGACCCAGACACUCUCAGAUAUUGGUAGAGUAGAGGAAUUCCCAAAACUGAGUGGUUCUGAACUAUCUAAAACUUCAACAGCUUCAGAUUUGUCUGCUACAUUACUGCUUCAGAUUUGUCUGCUACAUGCAAUGAUUGCACCAGUCUGUUGA